GCUCUGAAGAUUUCUGUAAGUGUGACAUCAUGUUAUUUCAUAAAAGUUUGGAGCAGCUACGGCACACUGCUAAAGUUUUUUCAGGGCCAGAAAGCCUGAUGAAAAGAGAGCAGAGUACCAGCGGCUUGUGAGAAGUGCUGGCGUACCGUCAAUACUUGUGGUGAGGUCCUCACUGGAACCAUGGUGUCCCGGGUGAAGCAGCCCCAGGGCCGAGGCCUGUCCUCUCUAUUUUCUUGCUGCUUCAAAGGAAGUGAGCAACCAGAGAUCACCUACUGCCAUGAUUACAUCAACACUGCAGCGGUGCUGGAGCCCACCAUGCCCAUGCCCCCUCCUCAAGAGCUGGACUCUAUGUUCACUGAGCUGGUGGAUGAACUGGACCUCACAGACGAAAACAGAGCCGCUAUGUUUUCUUUGCCAGCAGAGAAAAAAUGGCAGAUCUACUGUAGUAAGAAAAUGGAGGCAGAGGAGAAUAAAGGAGCAACCAGAUGGCCAGAGUAUUAUAUCGACCAGCUCAGGUCCAUGGCUGCUAGGAAGACUCUGCUGGCACUGGAGGAUGAAGAAGACCAGGGAAGACAUAACAUCGUAGAUGAUCUAAAGACAGCACUGAGGACACAGCCAAUGAGGUUUGUAACACGAUUCAUUGAGUUGGAUGGCCUGUCUUGUAUCCUGAAUUUCCUCAAGUCAAUGGACUAUGAGACCACCAACUCUCAGGUCCAUACCUCCCUGAUUGGCUGCAUCAAAGCUCUAAUGAACAACUCUCAGGGCCGAGCGCACGUCCUGGGCCACUGUGAGAGCAUUAAUAUCAUCGCACAAAGUCUCACCACUGAAAGCAUCAAAACAAAGGUUGCCGUGUUAGAGAUCCUUGGUGCGGUUUGUUUGGUGCCAGGAGGCCAUAAGAAAGUUUUAGAAGCCAUGCUACACUACCAGGAGUUUGCCUCGGAAAGAACACGAUUUCAGACCCUGCUGACAGACCUGGACAGAUCCACAGGACGCUACAGAGACGAAGUGAAUCUCAAGACCGCCAUCAUGUCCUUCAUCAACGCUGUGCUCAGCCAGGGAGCAGGGGAGACCAGCCUGGAGUUCCGUAUGCAUCUGCGAUAUGAGUUUCUGAUGUUGGGCAUUCAGCCAGUCAUCGACAAGCUACGCUCCAACGACAACGCCACCCUCAACAGACAUCUGGAUUUCUUUGAGAUGUUGAGGAAUGAAGAUGAGCUUCAGAUGUCCAAACACUUCGAUGCUGUCCAUAUAGAAACUAAAAGUGCCAGCCAGAUGUUUGAGGUGAUCAGGAAGAACCUGAAGCACACUGAAGCGUACCCUCACCUCCUGUCUGCCCUGCAGCACUGCCUCAUGAUGCCACAUAAACAGAGCAGCACCACUCUCCAGUACUGGGUCCUGUUGGAUCGUAUAGUCCAGCAGCUGGUUCUGCAGACAGAUAAAGGUGAAAACCCUGAUGUGGCUCCACUGGAGGACUUCAACGUUAAAAAUAUUGUACGCAUGCUUGUCAAGGAGGACGAGGUCAAACAAUGGAAAGAACAGGCUGAUAAAAUGAGAAAAGAGCAUCACAACUUACAGCAGCGUUUUGAAAAGAAAGAGAGGGAGUGUGAGGCCAAAAAUAAAGAGAAAGAAGACAUGAUGGUGACGCUGAACAAGAUGAAAGACAAACUGGAGCGAGAGAGUAAUGACCACAAGCAAGCCAGACUACAAGUGGGAGAGCUGUCGGCACGGCUGCAGCAGCUCAGCUCGACUUCCAGCGUCCCAGGAGGACCUCCUGUGACUCCUGGUCCUGUCCCAUCUAUCCCCUCUCCUCCCCCUCCUCCUCCUCCUCCUCCACCACCUCCUCCAGGAGGACCACCAGGUUUUGGCAUGCCUCCAUUUGCCCCACCUCCUCCACCAGGAGCUCCGCUUGGAAUGGCCCAGAAGAAAAAUAUUCCUCGGCCAUCUAACCCACUGAAGUCAUAUAACUGGAGCAAACUGCCUGAUAGCAAGAUAGAGGGAACCAUAUGGAAAGAGAUUGAUGAUCUCAAGGUGUUUAAAGUUCUGGAUCUUGAAGAGUUCCAGAAGACCUUCUCAGCUUACCAGAAACCACAAAAGGAUGCUGAGGAUGACCAUACUGUUGCUAAGAAAGUCAAGGAGCUGUCAGUCAUCGAUGGUCGUCGAGCACAGAACUGUAACAUUCUGCUGUCACGGCUGAAGCUGACCAAUGAGGAGAUCCGCCAUGCCAUGCUGACCAUGGAUGAACAGGAAGACUUACCUAAAGACAUGCUGGAGCAGCUGCUGAAGUUUGUUCCUGAGAAGAGUGACAUUGAGCUGUUAGAAGAACACAAGCAUGAGCUGGAGCGUAUGGCCAAAGCAGACCGCUUCCUGUAUGAGAUGAGCAGCAUCAACCACUACCAUCAGAGACUCCAGUCCCUCUACUUCAAGAAGAAGUUUGCUGAAAGAGUUGCUGAGGUCAAACCCAAAAUCAAAGCCCUGAGUCUUGCCUCCAGGGAGGUGGUGAAGAGCGGGACCCUGCGUCAGCUCCUAGAGGUGGUCCUGGCUUUUGGGAACUACAUGAACAAAGGACAACGAGGAAAUGCCUGGGGGUUUAAAGUGUCCAGUCUCAACAAGAUAGCCGACACCAAGUCAAGCACUGACAAAAACGUCACUCUGCUCCACUACAUGAUCUCUGUCCUGGAGAAGAAGUACCCUAAGGUGGCAGCUUUCAGUCAAGAGCUACAAAAUGUGCCAGAAGCAGCUAAAGUCAAUAUGACAGAGUUGGAGAAGGACAUUGGCAAUCUGAGGUCUGGUCUAAGAAGUGUUGAGGCAGAGCUGAAGUACCAGCAGGCCCAGUCCUCUCAGGGUCCUGCAGACAAGUUUGUCCCUGUGGUCAGCCAGUUCAUCACUGUGGCUUCCUUCAGCUUCUCUGAUGUGGAGGAGUCCCUCAGUGAGGCCAAAGAAGUGUUUGAAAAGGCGCUGAGACACUUUGGAGAAGACACGUCCAAUCUGCAGCCGGAUAACUUCUUUGGGAUCUUCACCACUUUCCUCACAUCGUUCUCCGAGGCUCAACAGGACAACGAGAACAUGGCCAGACGCAAGGAGGAAGAGGAGAGAAGGGCACUCGUGGAGGCACAGCUGAAGAAAGACAGGGAGCAGAAGGCGAGGAAAGCCAAAGAGAAUGAAGAGGAGGGUGGUGAGUUUGAUGACUUGGUGUCUGCUCUGCGCUCUGGAGAGGUGUUUGAUAAGGAUCUGUCCAAGAUGAACCGUAAGAAACAGCGGAGACGUGACUUGUCCGACAACGGGCGGGAGAGGCCAGUAACCAAACUAGACCAGUAACAGGACACCAUUAAGAUCAGGAUGUGUUAUUUCUAUAUGCUACAGACACUGUGUGAAUGCACUGCAAAAAAGCCAACUUGUAUUUUUUGGCCUAAAACAGUGAUUUAAGUUGGUAAAACUUGGAAAUAUAAAUUAUUGACAUUUAGGGCAAUAAUGUAAGUUAGCACAACAAAGGAAGCCAGUUGUCUGCUCAAAAACAAGUUUGUGAGUUGUUGUUACUUAUAUCUUUAAGUUGGGGUUCAAAACAAGAGACAAUAGUUCUGUUAACUCUUAUUUCUUUGUUGUGAAAUGCGGGAAAGUGGUGAA
Messenger RNA from Centropristis striata (black sea bass), 3618 nucleotides. RefSeq names its product dishevelled associated activator of morphogenesis 1a (gene daam1a). The transcript is spliced from 26 exons. Lineage: Eukaryota; Metazoa; Chordata; Actinopteri; Perciformes; Serranidae. The coding region runs from base 181 to 3312 and encodes 1043 amino acids. The record is from RefSeq and is a predicted model, not a curated record. Gene Ontology annotation, biological process: actin cytoskeleton organization. Gene Ontology annotation, molecular function: actin binding; small GTPase binding. Gene Ontology annotation, cellular component: stress fiber.